Messenger RNA from Eruca vesicaria subsp. sativa (arugula), 1032 nucleotides. NCBI's taxonomy places the organism in Eukaryota, Viridiplantae, Streptophyta, Magnoliopsida, Brassicales, Brassicaceae. The record is from the annotation of a GenBank genome assembly.
UCUAUUCACUUUGUGUCCUGACAGUUACUGGUCCACUUUCUCCUUUAACCAACGAAUCUCCACGCGCUUUUUACCCUCACCGCGCGUGGACCAAUAACCAACCCUUCACUCUUUUCUUGUUUUCUUCCUCAAAAAAUAUUCUCUACUCAACACAAUCUUCUUGUUGUUCCUCUUUCUUUACUCUGAGAGAGAGGAGAAGAUGAAGGCACCAAACAUGGAGACGAUAACAAAAUCUCUUGAGAAGUCAAUGCAGAAUUUUUCUCUAAGUGAUCGGAGAAGAAGAGGUGGAGACAGGUUUGGAAGAUCGUUAACAACCGAAGAGAGCAACGAACAUGUUCCUCCCAUUUCAGACAGAACACUGGAGCUUAAUUCUCACUUAUCUCUUCCUUGUCACUGGGAACAGUGUCUUGAUCUUAAGACAGGAGAGAUUUACUACAUAAACUGGAAAAAUGGAAUGAGAGUGAAAGAAGAUCCAAGGAAAGUGAUGAUGAAUGCAGAUAAUGACAGUGGAGAAUCGUGUGGGACAUUCUGCUCUGAAGAAGAUAGCUCAUAUUACGACAGUGAGGAGUCUUCAUCAGAGUCAUCUCCAUCAUCAAGAGAGAAUCAGAAAGAGGAAGAGGAUGAAGAAGAAGAAGAAGAGGAAGCUGUGCUCGUUGUUGCUGGAUGCAAAGCUUGUUUCAUGUACUUCAUGGUUCCCAAGCUUGUCGAGGACUGUCCCAAAUGUGCUGCACAGCUUGUUCACUUUGAUCGAUCUCAUUCUAAUUCUCCUUGAAACGUCUCUCUUUGUUUUCACUUUUUCUUUCAGUUAUCGCUUUUAAAUUCAGAUGAGAAUUUGCUUAGGGUUUCCUCUUUCUUUAAUCGUAUGUUGUUGUAACUUAAUGGUUAAUUCUCUUGUGAGUGGGCAUUAACGACUGGGUUUCAAUGGCAAUAUUUAAGACGGUAUUAUGUUAAAAUGUGUUGGAAAAAUUAUGUUAAAAUGUAUUGGCAUUUACAUGAUAAUUGUGUUGUGUUUGCCUAUUCUAAUCUGAAAAG